CAGCUGGGAAGAUGCCGCAGCGUGAAGGAGUUCGAGAAGCUGAAUCGGAUCGGAGAGGGCACCUACGGCAUAGUGUACCGGGCCCGGGACACGUUGACAGAUGAGACCGUGGCACUGAAGAAGGUGCGGAUGGACAACGAGAAAGAUGGAAUGCCCAUCAGCAGCCUGCGGGAGAUCACCCUGCUCCUGCAGCUUCGGCACCCCAACAUCGUGGAGCUGAAGGAGGUGGUUGUAGGGAACCACCUGGAGAGCAUUUUCCUGGUGAUGGGCUACUGCGAGCAGGACCUAGCCAGCCUUCUCGAGAACAUGCAGACGCCUUUUUCAGAGGCUCAGGUGAAGUGCAUCAUCCUGCAAGUCCUCAAGGGCCUGCAGUACCUUCACGAGAACUACAUCAUCCACAGGGAUCUGAAGGUGUCCAACCUGCUCAUGACUGACAAAGGCUGCGUGAAGAUAGCCGAUUUUGGACUGGCACGCACCUACGGGAUGCCACCGAAGCCGAUGACCCCCAAAGUCGUCACGCUCUGGUACCGAGCGCCCGAGCUGCUGCUGGGGAUGACGACUCAGACCACCAGCAUCGACAUGUGGGCUGUGGGCUGCAUCCUCGCCGAGCUGCUGGCCCACAAGCCGCUGCUGCCGGGCACCUCCGAGAUCCACCAGAUCGACCUCAUCGUGCAGCUCCUGGGGACGCCCAACGAAAACAUCUGGCCGGGUUUCUCCAGGCUGCCCCUGGUGAGUCAGUACACCCUGCGGAAGCAGCCCUACAACAACCUCAAGCACAAGUUCCCCUGGCUGUCGGAAGCCGGGCUGCGGCUGCUCAACUUCCUCUUCAUGUACGAUCCCAAGAAGCGGGCGACGGCGAAAGACUGCCUGGAGAGCUCCUACUUCAAGGAAAAACCUCUGCCCUGCGAGCCGGAGCUCAUGCCCACCUUCCCCCACCACCGCAACAAGCGGGCGGCCAGCACCAGCGCGGGGCCGGAGAGCCAGGCGAAACGCGCCAAGCCCUGAGCCCCAGCCCGCGGGAGGAGG
This is a messenger RNA of Nipponia nippon (crested ibis), 1026 nucleotides long. Lineage: Eukaryota; Metazoa; Chordata; Aves; Pelecaniformes; Threskiornithidae. The record is from RefSeq and is a predicted model, not a curated record.